Messenger RNA from Diaporthe amygdali, 576 nucleotides. RefSeq lists its product as uncharacterized. The transcript has 3 exons. The record is from RefSeq and is a predicted model, not a curated record. Lineage: Eukaryota; Fungi; Ascomycota; Sordariomycetes; Diaporthales; Diaporthaceae. Bases 1 to 576 code for a protein of 191 amino acids.
AUGGCCCACACGAUCCCAACAACACCACCAAGCGCCGUCAUCUGCACGGAACUCUUCACCUACAUCGUCGUGGUCUUCUUCCUCUUCAGGCUCAGCCUAGACGAGUUCGGGCAAGAGGCAUGGCGGCGGGGCCGCCUCCCGCGGAGCAGCUUGCUCUACCUCGCGCCCAUCCUGCUGUGGCCCGUCACCGCGGGCGUCUUUGGAAGUCUCGGGUCCUCGGCCUGCUGCACGCCGGCCUCGUCGAUGCAUACACCCUCUCGGCCAGGCGGGUUGAGGCGGGCUGGCGGUGGAUCAACAACUUCUUUCCCAAACGCCGGCAACUGGAGGACGUCGAGAUGGCGCCACUUGGGUCGUCCUGCCGAGAUGACAGGAAACGCCGACACCAGCACUUCUAGGCACAAAGAGAGGUUCGGACACUGCCCGAAUAUUUUCUCACUGCACCUGACGUCGGACUCGCUUGCUACCAGGCAUUUCUCGGUGGGUGCCUUGGAUAAACACGAGCAGCAGCCCCAUGGGCUUGAUUUCGAGGUGGCCUUGCCACAAGAUCUGCUUCGCCAGAGCGAUCCCCAGAUCUAG